This is a messenger RNA of Brachypodium distachyon (stiff brome), 944 nucleotides long. RefSeq lists its product as uncharacterized. The record is from RefSeq and is a predicted model, not a curated record. Bases 57 to 776 code for a protein of 239 amino acids. Lineage: Eukaryota; Viridiplantae; Streptophyta; Magnoliopsida; Poales; Poaceae. Gene Ontology annotation, molecular function: ureidoglycolate hydrolase activity. The transcript is spliced from 3 exons.
CACAAGCGUUUCGAGACGGUACCGAGGUUACCGUACAGUGUACCGAAGCUAGCGGGAUGCUGGGCCUGGGCCGCGCGUGCAGCCUCGGCCAUUCCUGCCGCCGCCCCACGGCCACUCCUCCUUCCCCUCGACCUCAUCCUCGCAGCAGCAGCAAGAGCGGCAGAGCCGUCCUCGCCGAGACCGCACCGUCCGCCCAGGCGCAGAUCAUGGAACCGGCCAAGCGGGAGGAGCCCAGGGCGGUGGCGCUGCGGGCGGUGGAGGCCACGCCCGAGUCCUUCGCGCCGUUCGGGCAGGUCAUCGCCGCCUCCCCCGACGGCGACCACUUCGGGCCCCACGAUGCCCAGCUCGACCUCAGCCGCGGGAUCCCUAGGUUCUACAUCAUGAGGUUGGAGAGCAGGCCGCUGAAGUUCUCGAACAUCACCCACCACGCCAGCGUGACUCAGUGCCUGGGCUCCAUCGGCGGCCAAGACUGGUACCUCGGCGUGGCCAAGCCUUCGAUUGUGGACGGGGCGCCCGGGCAGAGCGCUGGCAGGGAUCCCGUGCAGUCCCGCGCUGGGCAUUACUAUCUGCCUCCCGAUCCGGCCGAGGUCUGCGUCUUCAGGGUCUCUGGUCCGAAAUUUCUCAAGCUGCACGCGGGGACCUGGCAUGCUGGGCCGCUGUUCAAGGCCGACGCCGUGGAUUUCUAUAACCUGGAGCUGAGCAACACCAAUGUUGUCGAUCACACGACACACAAUUUCGCGAAACAAGACGGUGUGACCUUCGUGAUCGAGGACUGAAACCGCCACAUGUGGCGACCUAGCUAGGCACAAAACUGAGUGCGCCAGUGCCAUGUUCCCUGUUCUUGCUCGUCUUCCUCCUGACUUUUGCAGUGAACAACCGAUAUGCAAAUGCAAUAAUAUCGUACUAGUACAGUACAGUACUACACAAUGAACUGCUGCUUCACA